UGAUAAUAAUGUACGAACGAACGAACGAAAAAAUCGAUCGAUCAGAUAAGCGAAGAAAACUAUGAAGACGACAUUUCCAGAAAAGAAUGGUCAUAGUAAAUUGGAAACCCGUAUUUUUAAAAAAAUGUCACAAACAAAUUCCGAUACAACUACACCGAUUAAAAUCAACGGAAGUAGCCAUAAUCAUAAUCAUGUAAAUGAUAUGAUAGUUAAAACAGCCGCAUUAUCAUUAUCACCACAAAAACGACAAACAAAUCGUCUUAUAAAUCCUGCAACUAAAUAUGAUUCUGAAGAAUAUGAUGAUUAUAUGGCAAAAGGAAAUGAAGAUCGUGAAUUAAUUGUUGAUCGUUUGAAAGAACAUUAUCAUAAUAUUCUUUUGGAUAUUGGUGAAGAUCCAACUAAACGGCAAGGAUUGUAUAAAACACCAGAACGUGCAGCAAAAGCAUUUCGUUACUAUACUUGUGGCUAUAAUUUAAAACUUGAAGAUAUACUAAAUGAUGCUAUAUUCAAUGAAGAUCAUGAUGAAAUGGUUAUUGUUAAAGAUAUUGAAAUGUUUUCGCUUUGUGAACAUCAUUUAACACCGAUUAUUGGACAUGUAUCGAUUGGUUAUUUGCCCAAUAAACAAGUUCUUGGUCUCAGUAAAUUGGCACGAGUGGUAGAAAUGUAUUCAAGACGAUUACAGGUACAGGAACGUUUAACUAAACAAAUUGCUACGGCCAUUGUUGAAGCUGUUAAUCCAAGUGGUGUUGGUGUUGUUAUUGAAGCUGCUCAUAUGUGUAUGGUAAUGCGAGGUGUACAGAAAAUUAACAGCAAAACAAUAACCAGUUGUAUGUUGGGCGAAUUUCGUGAAAAUCCAAAAACACGUGAAGAAUUUCUAUCGUUAAUCCGUCGUUGAAAUA
Messenger RNA from Dermatophagoides pteronyssinus (European house dust mite), 899 nucleotides. RefSeq names its product GTP cyclohydrolase punch (gene Pu). Gene Ontology annotation, biological process: tetrahydrofolate biosynthetic process; tetrahydrobiopterin biosynthetic process. Lineage: Eukaryota; Metazoa; Arthropoda; Arachnida; Sarcoptiformes; Pyroglyphidae. Gene Ontology annotation, molecular function: GTP cyclohydrolase I activity; zinc ion binding; GTP binding. The record is from RefSeq and is a predicted model, not a curated record. Gene Ontology annotation, cellular component: cytoplasm.